CCGGAUGGGUCCUUCACAACGAGACGUAGUCUUUGAAACCGGAAGUCAAACAGCUUCGGUUUGCAUCCGCUCGAUCCUGUUACUACUGUUUGCUUAUGCUUGUUCAUUUUAGUUGGAAAAAUGUUGUCUAUAUUCAAGACCAUUCCCACGCACAUGGAUUAUAAGGGCCAGAAGCUGGCUGAACAGAUUUUCCAAGGCAUAAUACUCAUUUCAGCGGUGAUUGGAUUCGUGUAUGGUCUGAUCAUUGAACAGUUCGGGUGGACAGUGUACAUAGUCUUGGGUGGUUUUGCUGUGUCCUGUGUGUUGACCCUGCCUCCAUGGCCUAUGUAUAGACGGAAUCCUCUGUCCUGGCAGCCAGUUGUACCAGAGACCAGCGGGGAGUCCAGCCAAAAACCUCAGGAAAGUCUCAAGAAGAAGAAGCACAAAUAGCUGAAAAUGACCCCUGCCUUUUAUAUCGGAAAUUAUUUUGAAUUUUGUCUCACAGUUCACAUUUGAAGCAUUUGGGAGGAUAAUGUUGUUACAGUGUUUCUCAGUCAGCAAUGAAAUUCUUCUGUGUCAAAAUAAUAAAAACAUCUGAUACUGUC
Chelmon rostratus (copperband butterflyfish) is the source of this 584-nucleotide messenger RNA. It is a transcript of the gene spcs1, whose product is annotated as signal peptidase complex subunit 1. Bases 121 to 429 code for a protein of 102 amino acids. NCBI's taxonomy places the organism in Eukaryota, Metazoa, Chordata, Actinopteri, Chaetodontiformes, Chaetodontidae. Gene Ontology annotation, cellular component: signal peptidase complex; endoplasmic reticulum membrane. The transcript has 4 exons. Gene Ontology annotation, biological process: protein targeting to ER. The record is from RefSeq and is a predicted model, not a curated record.